AUGGGAUAUAUCUUUUUGGUCGCGUGCGCCGCGGUUGCCCUCUGGAUUGCACAUGGCGCGUACAAGAUCUUUGUCUAUGCCUAUCUCAGUCCAUACCGUGAUCUGCCCACGCCAGAUCAGGGCGCGAUAUGGAAGAGAUUGCUUAUCGAGCCCGACACGUCCGACUUCCUCAGAUGGGCCAACGAGGUGCCCAAUGACGGCUUGAUUCGCUACUUUGGCAUCCUCAAUGACGAGCGCCUCCACGUCACAAACACCCAAGGGCUUGCGCAGUUGCUCCAGAAGGACGCCUAUCUCUACACUAAACCAAGCGCCCAGGGACAGCUCAUCCGGGUCCUCGCUGGCGACAAUCUCGUCGUCGACGAAGGCGAAAACCACAAGAUUAGCGACACCAGACUGCAACCCGCCUUCAGUCCCGCCCGCAAGCCUCACUGGUAUCAACUAUUCUCGUCCGCCGCCCUAGACCUGGUCCAGGCCAUCGAUCACCAGAACACCUCACUUUCCUCUCCCACCACCGACACAACACCCUUCAACCUUAGCCGAGUGCUCAGCCAGAUGGGCCUCGACACAAUUGGGAAGGAUUGCGUCGGCGCAGACUUCGACUCGCUCAAGUCGCCGAAGGACAAGAACACACUGGGCUACCUCAAGCUCUUCAACACCAGCGCCGACGCCAACCUGCUCGAGGUCAUCAUGCACCUCUUCCCCUUUUGGCUGCUCGAAGCCCUCCCGAUCAAGGCGUUACAAUAUGCUCGCAACAUGACAGGUCAAGUCCGGGAGACUGUGCAAGAGAAGGCAGCCGAGAAUAUGGCGGCGCACGAUCACGGACAAGAGAAAGAAGACCUCGAUGACAAAAACAUGGUUGACUGUAUGAGACGGGAUCUAUUGUCGCCUGCACAAGUCGUCAACAAUGCUCUGACCAUGGUCACGGCUGGGCACGAAGAGAUUGGAACUGCCUUGACCUGGGUCGUCUACUUUCUGAUCCACCAUCCCGAGGUACAGACUCGACUCCGGAAUGAAAUCACGUCAGCGCCUGGCGACUCAAGCGACUGGAAGGAGCAGGGCUUUGUCGAAGACGACUUCAACAAGAUCCCCUACUUGCGAGCAGUUAUCAAUGAAAGUCUGCGUCUCAGGCCCAACGUCCCCGUCAUCUGGCGCGAGUCCACGUCCCCGACCACACUUCUCGAGACCUCCAUUCCCCGCCCUGGUGCCGUCAUCACAGCUUCGACUUGGGCAAUGAACAGGAAUGUUGAUGAAUGGGGUGUCGACGCAACAGGAUUCAAUCCUGAUCGAUGGCUGGAUGAUGCGAAUGGAGGAGCGAAGUCGGCCUUUUCUUUCAUGACUUUCGGUCAAGGCCCUCGCAAGUGUAUUGGUGAGCUAUAUGCAAGGACACAGAUGGAAUGUGUCCUUGCUGGCCUGGUCGACAGCUUCGUCUUGUCCAGUGCCCAUAAGCUCGAGGAUAUUGUCACAAGUCAGGGGAUGAUUACAGUCAAAGUCUGGCAAGGCUUGAGGAUACUUGCCCGCCCCGUGGAGCGAACGGUAUAG
This is a messenger RNA of Aureobasidium subglaciale EXF-2481, 1539 nucleotides long. RefSeq lists its product as uncharacterized. The record is from RefSeq and is a predicted model, not a curated record. The transcript is spliced from 2 exons. Gene Ontology annotation, molecular function: oxidoreductase activity, acting on paired donors, with incorporation or reduction of molecular oxygen; monooxygenase activity; iron ion binding. Bases 1 to 1539 code for a protein of 512 amino acids. Lineage: Eukaryota; Fungi; Ascomycota; Dothideomycetes; Dothideales; Saccotheciaceae.